Molecule: messenger RNA, 1312 nt
Organism: Fragaria vesca subsp. vesca
Lineage: Eukaryota; Viridiplantae; Streptophyta; Magnoliopsida; Rosales; Rosaceae
Product: DEAD-box ATP-dependent RNA helicase 7-like
Exons: 6
Coding region: 10-999 (329 amino acids)
Molecular function (GO): ATP binding; RNA helicase activity; RNA binding
Source: RefSeq, a predicted model, not a curated record
ACCAGCAUCAUGCCUUCGAUGGGUUCCGAAAAGAAGGAGAAGAAGAUGAAGAAGGCGAAGAAGGAAAACAUAGAAGCUCCGGAUCCGAUGAGAAUCGACAAGAAGAGCAAGAAAGAGUCAAACAAGCGAAAGGCUUUGGAUACAGACGUGGUUGCCAAACCCAAUAGCGAGCUGGAGGUACAGAAGCUUAAGAAGAAAUCAAAGAAAGACAAGGCGGAGGAGACCCCUAAUGCAGUGUCGAAGUUUCGAAUUUCAGAGCCAUUGAGGGCUAAGUUGAAGGAGAGAGGGAUCAAGUCCUUGUCUCCAAUCCAGGCCAGGACCUUUGAUACCAUCUUGGAUGGGUUCGACUUGCUGGCACAGGCUCCUGCUGACCAGGACAAAACUCUGGCAUUUGUGCUACCCAUCCUGGAGUCUCUAGUAAAUGGCUCUGCAGAACAAUCUAAAAAGACUGGGCACAAGGCUCCAUGUGUUAUGGUACUUUUACCUACAAGGGACUCAGCCGUACAGGUUCUUAAGGAAUUUGGAUUUUAUGGUGGUUCUUUGGGACUAGUAUCAUGUUGUGUGUAUGGAGGAUCCUCCCACAAGGUUCAAACAAAGAAGUUAAAGAGAGGCAGGAUUGAUAUCAUUGUUGGAACACCUGGCCGUGUAAAGGAUCAUAUAGAGAAGGGCAACAUAGACUUGAGCAGUUUGAAGUUUCGGGUCCUUGGUGACGCUGAUGAACUGUGGAAGAAAGGGUUAGUUGAAGAUGUUGAAUUCAUUCUAGGCAAGGUUAAUGAUGUAACUAAAUUUCAAACACUUCUCUUCAGUACCCACAUGCCCCGUUACGUGGAAAAGAUUGCUUGCUCAAGGUAUCUUAAAUCAAACUAUAAAGAGGUUGAACUGGUUAGUAAUGAAAAUAGGAAGGCCAGUCCAUCCGAGGGUGGUCUUACUGAUGAAAGAAAUGGUAGAUUUUCCAAUCAAGAAGGGGCAGGUCGCGGCAACUAUGGCAACAAAUGGUGAACCUAGAACAGUGGCCAUCAAGGUAGUGAUCUGUAAAUGUAGGUCGCAUUUAAGGGUCGGAAGCUAUGAUGCAAGUAAAUCGAUGUGAAGGCAAGAUCAUAUAUGAUCAUGAAGAAGAUAUUCAGUAGGAGACAUAGCCUUUUAUAGCUUUAUUUUAGUUGGUGGAUUUUCCCUUUCCCACUGCUUCUACAUCAGUUCUGUUCACAGGAAUGUCCACUUUAUAAACUCAGCUAUUUACAUGAGAAAAUUACAAGUGUUGUACUGGAUUGAGGUUUUUUCAUGAUUCAAAAUCCAUGGAGUACCAAGUCUGAUU